This is a messenger RNA of Pipistrellus nathusii (Nathusius's pipistrelle), 1827 nucleotides long. The record is from the annotation of a GenBank genome assembly. Lineage: Eukaryota; Metazoa; Chordata; Mammalia; Chiroptera; Vespertilionidae.
AUGGAGGAGCAUCUCAGCCUGCUGAGCUCGCCGCCGCCCGCCGCCCGCCGCCGCGCCCCCACGGCCCCGCGCCCCCCCGGCGGCGGCGGCGGCGGCGGCGGCGCCCGCACCCUGCUCCACCCGGGCUACGCCGAGUCCGCCGCGGGCCCCGAGCCGCAGCCCGACAUGACCCUGGUGCCCGCGCCCGGGGACCACCUGCUGGAGCCGGAGGCGGCGGGCGGUGCGGGCGGCGGCGGCGGCGGCGGGGACCCGCCGGAGGGCGGCGGCGGCGGCGGGGACCGUGACCGUGACCGCUACGAGCCGCUGCCGCCCGCGCCGCCCGCCGCCGCCGCCGGCGCCCAGGACUGCUGCGGGGAGCGCGUGGUCAUCAACAUCUCGGGGCUGCGCUUCGAGACGCAGCUGAAGACCCUGUGCCAGUUCCCCGAGACCCUCCUGGGCGACCCCAAGCGCCGCAUGCGCUACUUCGACCCGCUCCGCAACGAGUACUUCUUCGACCGCAACCGGCCCAGCUUCGACGCCAUCCUCUACUACUACCAGUCCGGCGGCCGCCUGCGCCGCCCCGUCAACGUGCCCCUGGACAUCUUCUCGGAGGAGAUCCGCUUCUACCAGCUGGGCGCCGAGGCCAUGGAGAAGUUCCGCGAGGACGAGGGCUUCCUGCGCGAGGAGGAGCGGCCGCUGCCCCGCCGCGACCUGCAGCGCCAGGUGUGGCUGCUCUUCGAGUACCCGGAGAGCUCGGGCCCCGCGCGCGGCAUCGCCAUCGUGUCGGUGCUCGUCAUCCUCGUGUCCAUCGUCAUCUUCUGCCUGGAGACGCUGCCCGAGUUCCGCGACGAGAGGGGCGACUUCGCGCCGCCGCCGCCCGAGCUGCUGCGGGAGGACCAGGGCGCCGCCGCCGCGGGUAACGGUACGUCGGGGGCCGGGACCGCCGCCGCCGCCGCCGCCGGGGCCUCCAGCUUCUCCGACCCCUUCUUCAUCGUGGAGACGCUGUGCAUCAUCUGGUUCUCCUUCGAGCUGCUGGUGCGCUUCUUCGCCUGCCCCAGCAAGGCCGCCUUCUCCCGCAACAUCAUGAACCUCAUCGACGUGGUGGCCAUCAUCCCCUACUUCAUCACGCUGGGCACGGAGCUGGCCGAGCGCCAGGGCAACGGGCAGCAGGCCAUGUCGCUGGCCAUCCUGCGGGUCAUCCGGCUGGUGCGCGUCUUCCGCAUCUUCAAGCUGUCCCGCCACUCCAAGGGGCUGCAGAUCCUGGGCCAGACGCUCAAGGCGUCCAUGCGCGAGCUGGGCCUGCUCAUCUUCUUCCUCUUCAUCGGCGUCAUCCUCUUCUCCAGCGCCGUCUACUUCGCCGAGGCCGACGACCCCACCUCGCGCUUCUCCAGCAUCCCCGACGCCUUCUGGUGGGCCGUGGUCACCAUGACCACCGUGGGUUACGGGGACAUGCACCCGGUGACCAUCGGCGGCAAGAUCGUGGGCUCGCUGUGCGCCAUCGCGGGCGUGCUCACCAUUGCACUGCCCGUGCCCGUGAUCGUGUCCAACUUCAACUACUUCUACCACCGGGAGACGGAGGGCGAGGAGCAGGCCCAGUACAUGCACGUGGGCAGCUGCCAGCACCUAUCCCCGUCCGGGGCCGAGGAGGAGCUGGGGAAGGCCAGGAGCAACUCCACCCUCAGCAAGUCGGAGUACAUGGUGAUCGAGGAGGGGGCCCUGAACCACAGCGCGUGCCCGCAGGCGCCCCUCAAAAUGGGCAACUCCACCCCGGCCGCCGCCUGCGCCACGAACAGUAACCCCAACCCCAACGCCUGUGCCAACGUCAAAAAGAUCUUCACGGACGUGUAA